Trypanosoma grayi is the source of this 375-nucleotide messenger RNA. Its product is annotated as putative prefoldin. The transcript has a single exon. Gene Ontology annotation, cellular component: cytoplasm; prefoldin complex. The record is from RefSeq and is a predicted model, not a curated record. Lineage: Eukaryota; Euglenozoa; Kinetoplastea; Trypanosomatida; Trypanosomatidae. Gene Ontology annotation, biological process: protein folding. Bases 1 to 375 code for a protein of 124 amino acids.
AUGUCCCUUCUCAAGGGAAAGGAAGUGGAGGUCGCGCAGGAGGACCAACGCCACAUCUGCCUCUUUGCGCGUUUGCACCGGCGACGCAAGGAGCUGGUAGCCGCGAUUUCUCGACGCAAGGACGAAAUGGUGAAACUCAGCGACGCCGCGGACGAACUGAUGAUCACCGAAAACGCCAUGUACCUCUUCGGCGAAACCUUCAUGGAGACCGACAACGACGAGGCGGAGGAGUGGCUGGAGAAGGAGAAGGCGCGACUGCAGGUGGAGCAGGAGGCGGCGGAGGCGGAGCUGAAGGACGUCGAAGUAGCGCUGGGUGAGCUGAAGGCGAACCUGUACGCGUCGCUCGGCAACCAGGUGUACUUGGAGGAUGAAUAA